AUGCGCAACUACAACAACUUCAACCGCGUCUGGAAGGCCCCCCGCCGCCCGUUCGAGAAGGAACGCCUCGACCGUGAGAUGAAGCUCUGCGGCCAGUACGGUCUCCGCUGCAAGCGUGAGAUCUGGCGCGUGAACAUGACCCUCUCCAAGAUGCGCCGUACCGCCCGUCUGCUGCUCACACUGCCGGAGAACCACCCACGCCGUCUGCUGGAGGGUUCCGCUAUUAUGCGCCGGUGCCACGAGUAUGGAUUCCUCGACGAGGAGAAGGACAAGCUCGAUUACGUGCUGUCCCUCACCGUCCCCGAUAUUCUCGAGCGCCGUCUGCAGACUGUUGUCUUCAAGCAUGGACUCGCCAAGUCUGUUCACCACGCCCGUGUGCUCAUCCAGCAGCGCCACAUUGCCGUCGCCAAGCAGAUCGUCACUAUUCCCUCUUUUAUUGUGCGUGUGAGCUCUGAGCACCACAUCGCCUUUGCGGAUGCCUCACCCUUCGGUAAUGGCCGCUGGGGACGUGUGAAGCGUGUGAAGGCGAAGGCCGCAAAGAAGGCAAAGUCCGGCGGUGACGACGAUGAAUAG
Molecule: messenger RNA, 573 nt
Organism: Trypanosoma theileri
Lineage: Eukaryota; Euglenozoa; Kinetoplastea; Trypanosomatida; Trypanosomatidae
Product: putative 40S ribosomal protein S9
Exons: 1
Coding region: 1-573 (190 amino acids)
Biological process (GO): translation; positive regulation of translational fidelity
Cellular component (GO): cytosolic small ribosomal subunit
Molecular function (GO): rRNA binding; structural constituent of ribosome
Source: RefSeq, a predicted model, not a curated record